ACCUAGAUUCACUUAUAAUUAUCGUUUAAAUUGUUAAUAAGUGGUGUUCUUUGUACUAGUUGUGGCUCAGAAACCAAAAAUAAUACGAUGCUCUGAGUACGAUAAUCCGGCAACACUGCGCGGCUACCUUCCUUUCCCUCUCAAGACGCCGGACAGCCAUGACGACGGCUAAGGCUCCAGCAAAGCGGCCCCAGGCCAAGACUGGCAGUAAGAAGCCUCAAGUCCCUGCUAAGAAAGGGAAAGGCUUGAAGGGCAAAGGCCGCAAAGGCAAGAAGUUGCAGCUCAAGUUCCACAUUGACUGCCGUCAACCUGUGGAAGAUGGCAUCAUGAAUGCGGCCGACUUUGAGACGUUCCUCCAGCAGCGUAUCAAGGUGAAUGGCAAGACCAACAACUUCUCUAACCAAGUAUCACUGGAGAGGAACAAGCACAAGAUCACCCUUAAUGCUGACAUUGCCUUCUCCAAAAGAUACCUGAAGUACCUCACCAAGAAGUACCUGAAGAAGAACAAUCUCCGUGACUGGCUGAGAGUGGUGGCUCCCCCCACGGCCAAGGACAUGUAUGAGUUGAGAUACUUCCAGAUUAACAAUGAGGAAGAUGAUGAUGAUGAUGGAGAUGAGUGAUUCUUUGUAAGAAUUAUUUGAAGGAAACAGAUUUUUUA
Messenger RNA from Eriocheir sinensis (Chinese mitten crab), 658 nucleotides. RefSeq names its product 60S ribosomal protein L22-like. The record is from RefSeq and is a predicted model, not a curated record. Gene Ontology annotation, cellular component: ribosome. Lineage: Eukaryota; Metazoa; Arthropoda; Malacostraca; Decapoda; Varunidae. Gene Ontology annotation, molecular function: structural constituent of ribosome; RNA binding. The transcript is spliced from 4 exons. Bases 159 to 620 code for a protein of 153 amino acids. Gene Ontology annotation, biological process: cytoplasmic translation.